Messenger RNA from Phlebotomus argentipes, 1331 nucleotides. RefSeq names its product UDP-glucose 4-epimerase-like. Gene Ontology annotation, molecular function: UDP-glucose 4-epimerase activity. Gene Ontology annotation, cellular component: cytosol. Gene Ontology annotation, biological process: beta-D-galactose catabolic process via UDP-galactose, Leloir pathway. NCBI's taxonomy places the organism in Eukaryota, Metazoa, Arthropoda, Insecta, Diptera, Psychodidae. The coding region runs from base 219 to 1286 and encodes 355 amino acids. The record is from RefSeq and is a predicted model, not a curated record. The transcript is spliced from 7 exons.
CGAGAUCGUGGCGCUCGUUCAUUUGAGCAACGACGUUUGAGUCAUUUGGCUGGCGUUCUUGACCGGUUCAGUGGAAUUCUAAUUACCCACUCACCGUCCCGUGUGCGUCGAUCGCGUGUGAUCAGUUGAGAGUCCAAAGCUUAAGGGAUCAGUGUCACUGCGGUGCAUUCACGAGGGAUUUGGCUUGUGCACGAAGGAGCAGCUCGAUUUAAAAUAGCAUGUCUAAUGGGAAGACCGUGUUGGUGACUGGCGGAGCCGGUUACAUAGGAUCACACUGCGUGGUGAGUCUGCAGGAGGCGGGCUACGAAGUGAUCGCACUGGACAACUUCGCCAAUGCCGUGAACAACUUCAAGAAUGAAUCAGUGGCACUCCAGCGAGUUGAGCAGAUCACAGGGAAGCCUGUGGCCUUCUACAAGUGUGACCUGCUGGACCUGGAGGCGCUCGAUCAAAUAUUCCAGACGUACAAAAUCGACUCGGUUAUCCACUUCGCGGCCAUGAAGGCCGUCGGAGAGUCCAUGCAGCAACCCCUGCUCUACUACAAAAACAACCUCAUCGGCAUGAUCCACCUGCUGGAGGUGAUGAAGAAGCACAAAGUCUUCAACCUGGUCUUCUCUAGCUCCUGCACCGUCUACGGUGAGCCCACUGAGCUGCCCAUCACGGAGGAGAGGGAGACGGGCAAGGUGACCAAUGUCUAUGGCAGAACCAAGUUCUUCGUUGAGGAAAUGCUGAGGGACAUCUCAGUGGCCGAAGAGGAGUGGAACAUUAUCGCCUUGAGGUACUUCAAUCCCGUCGGCGCCCACAAAUCCGGCCUCAUCGGCGAGGAUCCCACUAAGCAAUUCACCAAUCUCAUGCCCUACAUCAGCCAAGUGGCCAGCGGGAAGAAGGAUUGUCUCACCAUCUUCGGCGAUGACUACGACACACCGGAUGGAACUGGAAUUCGUGACUACAUUCACGUGAUGGACUUGAGUACGGGACACGUGAAGGCGCUGGAGAAGCUUGAAAAGCAGCAUCUUCGUGUCAAGAUGUAUAAUUUGGGCACGGGAAAGGGAGUUUCUGUCCUAGAGCUCCUCAAGACAUUCGAGAAGGUCAAUAACGUACAAGUUCCCUACGUAAUCCAGGCUAGACGACAAGGAGAUAUUUCCACCAUGUACGCUGAUCCAACACUGGCCGAGACAGAAUUGGGAUGGAAGGCGGAAUUCACGCUAGAGGAAAUGUGCACUGAUUUCUGGCGGUGGCAGACUAUGAAUCCCAAUGGCUACAAGACAGGCAUCGUGAAUGGCCAUUGAAUCUCGAAAUCUUUUAAUAAAUAUCGAGUUUAUUAAACAAACUUA